GAACAAAAUAAUCAGGCGCGCAUUUCGGCACGGCCCAAGAGGACCAGCAGCCGAAACCGCCCCACCACUCUGUCCGGCCUCCGCCUGUGCUGCUCCCGGCGCGCCGCAGCAGCAGCCAUGCUCCCCCUCGCCCGCGCGCUCCGGAGCCUCUGCCCGGCGGCGGCCGCGCGCGAGGGUCCCCUCCUCGCGUGGCUCUCCUCGAGAUCGGCCGCCUCCUCCUCCGCACCGCCGGAGUACGAGAUGCCGUCGGUGACGUGGGGCGUGAUCCAGGGGCGCAAGGAGCGCCUCGUCUCCCGCGUGCUGGCGCUCGACUUCCUCCGCUCCGCGGGCGUCUCCGACCCCGCCGGCGAGCUCGAGGCCGUAGAGCUCCCUUCCUCACUCGACGUGCUCCAGGAGCGCCUCGACUUCCUCCUCCGCCUUGGCCUCUCCACCGACGACCUCUCCAAUUACCCGCUCCUCCUCGCCUGCUCCCUCCGCAAGAACAUCAUCCCGGUCCUCUCCUACCUCGAGAAGCUCGGCGUCACGCGCGCCCGCCUCGCCGCCUUCGUCCGCGCGUACCCCGCGUGCCUCCACGCCUCCGUAGCCGUCGACCUCUCCCCCGUCGUCAAGGCCCUCCGCGGCCUCGACGUCGACCGCCAGGACCUCCCCCACGUCCUCGAGCGGUUCCCUGACAUCCUCGGCCUCAAGCCCGACGGAACCAUCAGCACCUCCGUCGCCUACCUCGUUGGCAUCGUCGGCGUGGCGCCACGAGACAUCGGUCCCAUGGUAACGCACUUCCCUUUCUUCCUUGGCAUGAGGGUUGGCACUACCAUCAAGCCGCUCUGCGACUACAUUACCUCUCUCGGGCUGCCCAUGCGGAUCCUGGCGAGGAUCCUCGAGAAGCGACCGUACAUUCUCGGCUAUGAUCUUGAGGAGACGGUCAAACCAAACGUGGAGGCAUUGCUCAGCUUCAGCAUUAGGAAAGAAGCCCUGCCAUUGGUGAUUGCACAGUACCCACCUAUUCUUGGGCUGCCACUGAAAGCAAAGCUAGCAGCACAUCAGUACUUCUUCAACUUGAAGCUCCAAAUUGACCCGGAUGGGUUUGCCCGUGCUGUUGAGAAGUUGCCACAGCUUGUAAGUUUGAAUCAGAAUGUGAUACUGAAGCCUGUGGAGUUCCUCCGUGGACGGGGGAUUUCCAAUGAGGAUGUUGCACGGAUGGUGGUCCGGUGCCCGCAGAUUCUAUUUCUGCGGAUUGAGCUCAUGAAGAACAGUUUAUACUUCUUCAAGAGUGAGAUGAAGAGACCGAUAAGCGGAUUGUUGGAGUACCCAGAGUAUUUUACAUACAGCUUGGAGUCAAGGAUCAAGCCUAGGUACAUGAGAGUUGCAAGUAAGGGGAUUAGAUGUAGCUUGGAUUGGUUCCUGAAUUGUAGUGAUCAGAGGUUUGAGGAAAGGAUGAGAGGGGAUUUUAUUGAAGGGGAUGCACCAGGACCUUCGUUCACAAUGGGUGGGAAGCUUCAGAUGCCAGGCAGUCAGUUAGUGUCAGAUGAUGAUAAUGAGGAUAGUGACGAUGAGGUGCUAUAUAGGCGGACAGUCAUGCUCUAGUGAGUGUAAUUUCUUCUUGUUGCUUUCCUUGGAAUAAGGAUGUAGCAUAGUGGCAAUUUGUGAGUAUUCUUUUAAUUACAAAAAGGGUAAUUUUG
Molecule: messenger RNA, 1676 nt
Organism: Phragmites australis (common reed)
Lineage: Eukaryota; Viridiplantae; Streptophyta; Magnoliopsida; Poales; Poaceae
Product: transcription termination factor MTERF4, chloroplastic-like
Exons: 1
Coding region: 118-1581 (487 amino acids)
Biological process (GO): regulation of DNA-templated transcription
Molecular function (GO): double-stranded DNA binding
Source: RefSeq, a predicted model, not a curated record